GAUGCACAUGCAGAUACUACAUUCAGAAUACAGCCCAGUGUGGAAGAAGCGCUGGCAGAGGGGAGGCCUGUCGUGGCACUGGAGAGCACCAUUAUUACACAUGGAAUGCCUUAUCCCCAAAAUAUCAGAAUGGCUAAUGAAGUGGAAGAAAUUGUUCGGGUGAAUGGAUCAGUACCAGCAACAGUGGGUAUCAUAGAAGGUAAAGUUCAUAUCGGGCUCCGUGAAGAAGAAUUGAAGUUCCUGGCGACCAGAAAAGACUGCGUGAAAGUGUCACGGAGGGACUUGCCAUAUGUCCUCAGCCAGGGUCUUUCUGGUGGGAGCACUGUGUCUGGGACAAUGAUAGCGGCCCAUCACGCGGGGAUCUCUGUGUUUGUGACUGGUGGGAUAGGGGGAGUACACCGUGAUGGAGAGAACACCAUGGAUGUUAGCGCAGACUUGACUGAACUCGGGAGGACACCAGUAGCCGUGAUAUGUGCUGGAGUGAAAUCCAUUCUGGACGUUGGCCGCACCCUGGAAUAUUUGGUAAGUGAAGCUUUGAUUAAAUUUACAGAUCUUUAUUUUAGGCGAUUGUAA
This is a messenger RNA of Staurois parvus, 573 nucleotides long. Lineage: Eukaryota; Metazoa; Chordata; Amphibia; Anura; Ranidae. The record is from the annotation of a GenBank genome assembly.